GUUGUUUUCUCGGAUCCCGGUGUGAUUCCUCGGAAUCUCGACGCGCACACUGAUUUUGUGGAGGCUGUUGAAAACUGUGAACGUGUGAACUACUGUUUCACCUGUUGGGUUGAUAAACCCCAAGGUGCAAAACACUGCAGUGUUUGUGACCGGUGUGUGAAGGAUUUCGAUCAUCAUUGCCCAUGGCUUCAUCAAUGUAUAUCGAUCAGAAAUCUGCGAUUAUUUCUCGUUUUUGUUGCUUGCGUGGCCGCUUCAGCUGGAAUCUACACUUGUGCGUGUGUACUGCUUCUUAUUGAUGAGUACCGUAGAUUGGAC
Messenger RNA from Ostertagia ostertagi, 315 nucleotides. The record is from the annotation of a GenBank genome assembly. NCBI's taxonomy places the organism in Eukaryota, Metazoa, Nematoda, Chromadorea, Rhabditida, Trichostrongylidae.